AUGGGCGUCAACACCAUUUCCGCUGCCAUACACAUCACCCCUGUCGUCUUGAAAACAUUCUUGAAGCAUGGAAGGAAAAAGGGUCAUAAGUGGAAGGACGGAGACUCCGAAGAAGAGGCAACAGAUGACAUCUUUUUCGACGAGGCCUUCCAUAUCGUUCAAGCGUUCAUCAAACUGGGCACGCAUAACACGGUCGAAUCAUUACAAAACUUCACGAAUACCCAUGUCCCUUCACCUCCCUGGGCUGUUGUUGCAGCAGUUCGGAUCCCGCUAACUUCGUGCAAUCGAGCAGCUGACGUGUUGAAAGACUGGUUCAGUCCAGACGAGCUAAAGCGGGUUGUUGGUGGUGAGCGUUGGUGGCAAAUAAGAGGAUUGGAUGGGAUAGACGCAGAGUGGAUUACCGAGAGGAAAUUCUUGUCACACGGACAUACGCAUAGCUCUCGAGGACAAAAGUUGAAUGAGAUAGACAAAGAUAUCUCGCGUAUGGAUCACUUGGACACGCUGUACGUUCAUGGAGGUGCAUAUUUUUGGGGGUCGAUAAAUACCCAUAGGUACCAGGUUAUCCGCUAUGCGCGGUUAAUCAAGGGCCGAGCUUUUGCGGUCAAUUAUCGGAAAGCUCCCCAGUACCCAUGGCCAUGUCCACUCCAAGACGUUCUAGCAUCUUAUUUUUAUCUCUUAGAGCCUCCCCCCGAUGCUGUCCAUAAGCCUAUUGCCCCAUCGAAGAUCGUGUUUGCUGGAGAUUCUGCUGGAGCUGGCCUAUGUUUAUCGGCACUUACCGUAUUGAGAGACCUGGGGCUUCCUCUCCCCGCUGGCGCCGUCUUAAUCAGCCCUUGGGUAGAUCUUACACACAGUUUUCCUAGUGUCAUGACAAACACAGCUACAGAUAUAAUUCCCCCUCACGGUUUCAUUCAUAAACAUUCCCCCACUUGGCCCAUCCAUGCUCUUUCGGAAGGUGGACGCACCCGUGUUAUGCCAACAUCGACGAAUCCACCUCCCAAGCCCGGGCAUGCGGAUGUACUGCAACCAAGCGAUGAACGCAUGACUAGUGAAGUUGAAGCGCGCUUGGAGGAGGGCAUUAAAUCAGGAAACGUUGUAAGUUCUGGAGAUAUAUCGGAGCAUGCGGAAAAGAUCGGAAGUCAGCAAGAAAUGUUUGAGGAAUCUGGUCCCGAUGGGUCUGACGCACCGGUUUCUUCCACACCCGACGCCAAGCUUUGUCACAGUACGAAUGGAGAGUCUUCCGAGGCAACACAGGCAAAUAACAUUCAGAGUGAUCCCAACUACGACGCUGCUAUUGAUUUUUGGCAACCCAAGCCCCCGAAAGUUCUCAUGGAAGAUCCCAAUUCCAGACCCCUGGAGCUUCGGUCACAAAUCCAGCUCUAUGCGACCAAUGAACAACUCACGCAUCCCCUUGUUUCCCCUGCACUGCAGAGCUCCCUUGGUAACUUGUGCCCGUUGUAUAUCUUAGGUGGUGACGGGGAGCUCCUUCGAGACGAGAUAAUAUAUAUCGCUCAUAAGGCUGCCCACCCCAAAGAAUAUCCAGCAAGAGAAGGUACUAUUCGAGAGGGUCAUAGACAGAAGGAUAACGCAGAAAAGUUCCAGACGCCCACCAAAGUCCACCUUCAAAUCUAUGAUGGUAGAGCACCAAUUCUUAAAAAUGGUAACGCCUCAUCCUCAUUCUGCUAUCCACCAGGGAUGUGUCAUGUUCUAACAGUGUUUACGUUCACACAAUGUGCAAAAUAUGCGUACAGGUCCAUAGCCCAAUUCGUCAGGCACGUCACGACUCAGUCCAUCGAUCAUCUGGACCGGAAUCCUUUUCCAGAGUUGCACAUCCCUCCCGAUGACCUUUUGGAUAUUGAUUCCGAAGAGGAGAAUUACUGCAUUUGGCCGGAAGCACGUCAUCCAGUAGAGAGCGGCGAGAAAAACACGAAAGAAAUGGAUCCUGUCUCCAGUUUACAUAGCGGCGCCGAACACUUCAAGCGUAAUGAGGAGAAAGCGAAAGAAGAGGUCGAAAAGGGCGAAGCAGAGCAAGCCCCAUGUGGUACUGAAGAGGUGACAAAUGGUUCUAGUCCUUCCGGAAAAGAUAUUCCGCGCGUCAUCAUGAUCAGAGAACGAGUGGAUAUAUUUGGUCAAGUCAGGUCGAUGGAACCUAAAGAAGAAAUCGAGGCUUUGCGACUCGAGCCACAAGAGAUUGGGAUCAUCAAGGAGGCACCUGUCAAGCGAUGGCUAAUUGGGCAAGAACACUGGGACAAGAAGUACAAGCGCGCAGCGCAUAAGGUCAUAGUUCGCAGGCGUCGAUACGAGCGCAAAGCGCAACGACUAUUACAGCAUGCGCUAGACCAAGGAAGUCUCCGCCAUAACCCCACAAGACCUCAGCCGCCUGAAAGAACCACGAGCCAUACCUCACUUGCGUCAGGUGUAUUCGGACGUAUCGAGCAAGAUAGACGAUGGGGACCUCUUGAUCUCGGAGGUGAGUCCCCGCCUGCGAGCGCCAUUGCUGGGAGGAGGGAUACGCGUGAGGCAGUCGCUCUUCUGAAGAAACAUAUCUACCACACUGCACCUAGAACGCACAGGAUGAUUCCCAAGUUAAAAUCCUCAGACUUGAUCCGCGCCGCCUUCGAUCGGGAAGAUCAUCCUACGAAAGCGCCGCAGCAAUCAGCCUCUGAGCAGCAGAGGAGGGUAGAAAACAAGGUCCUGGUUAGAAGUUCGCAGUCUAUAGUGCACGGAUCACGAGCGGCAAAUGCCACGUUGUUCCGUGAGAAAGGAUUAGUCAUUGCUGUUGCCUUUCUUAACCCUUCGCCCUCGCGCCUCGUGCGUGUCUUUGUCGACCUCUCUCCUUCACCACAUAUACGCUCCACUUUUUCUCGUAACUUUGGUAAAAUGCGUGAAGUCAUCUCCGUCCACGUUGGUCAGGCUGGUGUUCAGAUUGGUAACGCCUGCUGGGAACUGUACACCGUUGAACAUGGUCUCAGUCCCGACGGUCGUCUCGUCGAAGGCUCGCCGUCCGCUCACGAUGAUGGUUUCAGCACUUUCUUCUCGGAGACUUCCUCGGGGAAGCACGUGCCGCGGUCCCUGUAUGUGGACCUAGAGCCCAAUGUUAUUGAUGAGGUUCGGAGUGGAACGUACAGGAGUCUUUUCCACCCUGAGACUCUUGUUACUGGUAAGGAGGAUGCGGCGAGUAACUAUGCCCGUGGUCACUAUACCAUUGGUAAGGAGCAAAUCGACACCGUUAUGGACAAGGUUCGUCGGUUGGCCGAUAACUGCAAUGGUCUGCAAGGCUUCUUCGUCUUCCACUCCUUCGGUGGAGGCACUGGCUCUGGUUUCGGUGCCCUUGUCCUGGAGCGUCUUUCCACGGAUUACGGCAAGAAAUCCAAGCUCGAGUUCAGUGUCUACCCUGCACCUACGAUGGCAAACUCUGUUGUUGAGCCUUACAACUCCGUAUUGACGACGCAUACUACGCUUGAGCAUUCUGACUGCUCAUUCAUGGUUGACAACGAAGCAAUUUACGACAUUUGCAAGAAGAGACUCAACAUCACGUCACCAAGCUUCACAAACUUGAACAGAUUGAUUGCUCAAGUCGUUUCCUCCAUCACCGCUUCGCUUCGCUUUGAUGGCUCUCUGAACGUCGACCUGAACGAGUUCCAGACAAACUUGGUCCCCUUCCCUCGUAUUCACUUCCCUCUCGCCACGUUUGCGCCCAUCAUCUCUGCCGAGAAAGCUCACCAUGAGCAGAACUCUGUCGCCGACAUGACGUUCUCUUGCUUUGAGACCGGCAACCAGAUGGUCAAGUGCGACCCACGGGAAGGCAAAUACAUGGCGUGCGCACUUCUCUACCGCGGCGACGUUGUUCCUAAGGAUGUCAAUGCGGCCGUUGGCAUCAUUAAGACAAAGCGGACCAUCCAGUUCGUUGACUGGUGCCCAACUGGCUUCAAGCUUGGUAUUUGCAAUGAGCCUCCUGCACACAUCCCCGGAGGCGACCUCGCAAAGGUCACGCGAAGCCUAUGCAUGUUGUCGAACACUACUGCAAUCUCGACAGCUUGGAGUCGUCUCGACCACAAGUUCGAUCUCCUCUAUUCGAAGCGUGCUUUUGUUCACUGGUAUGUCGGCGAGGGUAUGGAGGAGGGUGAAUUCUCUGAGGCGCGAGAAGACCUUGCUGCUCUUGAGAAGGAUUAUGAGGAAGUCGGAAUCGACUCAGCGGAUGUGGAGGAGGUUGGCGAGUACUAG
Fibroporia radiculosa is the source of this 4221-nucleotide messenger RNA. RefSeq lists its product as uncharacterized. Gene Ontology annotation, cellular component: spindle; nucleus; cytoplasm. Gene Ontology annotation, biological process: mitotic cell cycle; nuclear migration by microtubule mediated pushing forces; nuclear division. The record is from RefSeq and is a predicted model, not a curated record. Gene Ontology annotation, molecular function: structural constituent of cytoskeleton; GTP binding; hydrolase activity. Bases 1 to 4221 code for a protein of 1406 amino acids. The transcript has 26 exons. NCBI's taxonomy places the organism in Eukaryota, Fungi, Basidiomycota, Agaricomycetes, Polyporales, Fibroporiaceae.